GUAACCUGAUGUAGGGGCAGCCAGCUACAGGCACUCAUUGCCAAACCUCCAUGAAACAGUGAGUUGGGGGGGGCGGGGAAAGAGGAGCGAAGGGAGGCAGAGAAAGCAGAGAAGGGUGGAUGGGGGAGGGAGAAAAGAAGGAGGUGAUUGUUGGUGAGUUAGGACGAAAUUAUUAAAAGAGAACCAGAGAGAGGAGAGAGGGAACAAACAGAAGAAAAGAGAAGGAACACUGGACACAAUAUUUCAAAAGCAAAAAAGGACUAACAGAAAACCUGGUAAACAGACCAUGUCUGCCAACAAGGACAUGCCACCUCCAAUCCUAAUGCUUUUACUGGCCCUUCUCAAUGGCUCCCUCGCCUUUGUUUCCCCCUACGAGGUCUCAGGGACCAACCACACGGCCACCCUGCCUCUUAGACCACGGCAAAACACCUACGACACGUCAGAGCCGGAUGAUUACUAUGGUCUUGGUUCUGACCCACUUGGCUCACCCCCGCCUAUCCCCUCGCGGAGACCCAGUUCACAGCCCUGUGAUUACGACUCAUGCAGGGAGCACCAGACGCCCUGUUCCCAGCUAGCAGCUUCCAGCGGCUGCCUGUGUCCGGGGGUGACAGGGCCCAACGUGGUUCCUGAAGCUCCCUUCAUCAAGAGGCUAACUACGGAGGGUUCCACAGUGGUGAUUCAGUGGUGUGCUCCAAAUUCGGUCGUGACCCAUUAUAAUGUCACGGUGGGUAAGCUGAAGACCUUUGUGUUUGGGGAGGGGCAGAGGAGUGGUGCUGUCGGGGAGGUGAGCCAGGGGGAGGAGGUGUGUAUGGUGGCAGUGAAUAACAAAGGAUUUAGCGAUCGUCACGUCAAUUCCUGUAAAAUAUACAACCCCCCUGGGAACAACAGUUUGGCCCUGAAAGCAGGGCUCAUAGGAGGGACCCUGGGGCUCCUGCUUCUCCUCUCACUGGCUUUCCUGCUCUGGCGCCACAGGGCUCAGAGGAAAGCAGAUGCCAGGAUCACUCAUACCACGGAGGAAACACUAUGACUGAAGAGAGGCUCAGGACAGAAUGACUCAAGGAUGGCUGUCCAGAACUGAGGCCAUUUACUUUAUACAAAACAGAGCAUGACUACAAGUGUCUACAUAUUUAUAGAGAUACACUUCUCAAUUCCCAUAACACACCCCCUUUUGCUAACUUGAAAUGAAUGUACAAUGCAGAUCCUGAAAACUGGUAAGGUUCAAACUAGAUCCUGGCAAUUAAAAAGUAGUGGUAUUCUCUGUUUUUUGUUGUUAUCAAAACAAAAAUGUAUGGCUAUGUUUUCUUGCUCAUUUAAAUACUUUACAUAUUAUUCGAGAGGAGAAACAAUGUAAACUGUAUGAGAAAAUUAAUUUAAAUUAAUGUAUAAGGAAAUGAAUCAUGUUCUGCAAAGUCAAUCAUACACCAGUUGUUUUCCUCUUCAAAUAGUUGUACUACGAGCUGUCUAGAAAAUCAUUCUUGAAUGAGUUUCUGAUGAAAAUAAUCACAUACUGUAUAUUUACCUGUUAUAAUAUAUUGUAUCCCAAUCCUGUGGUGUUAGGAUCAAAACGACAGAUUCAAUUGAACAGCAGAUUUAGGGUGUCACCAGAUCUUCACAAAUACCACCACAAACACCAAACACAUCCACUGGUUUGUUUGCAGUUGGUUUUGUGCUGUUUCCAGAAUGACCCCUGUGUUGUCUGUUUGCAGUUGGUUUUGUGCUGUUCCCAAAAUGUUCUCUGUGUUGUCUGUUUGCAGUUGGUUUGUGCUGUUCCCAGAAUAUUCUCUGUGUUGUCUGUUUGCAGUUGGUUUGUGCUGUUCCCAGAAUAUUCUCUGUGUUGUCUGUUUGCAGUUGGUUUUGUGCUGUUCCCAGAAUGUCCCCUGUGUUGUCUGUUUGUUUGCAGUUGGUUUUGUGCUGUUCCCAGAAUGUCCCCUGUGUUGUCUGUUUGUUUGCAGUUGGUUUUGUGUUGUUCCCAGAAUGUUCUCUGUGUUUGCAGUUUGUUUUAUGCUGUUCCCAGAAUGUCCUCUGUGUUGUCUGUUUGUGCAAAAUAAAAUAAUAAUAUAAAAUCCUAUCCCAGCAGGAAUUCCUCUGCCUCUCACCAUACUGGCAUUGUAAAUAAAAAUCCCAAUUGACUUCCCUGGUUUACUAAAUGGUUAAGUAAAUGCAUAAGAACACAAGGAUCCAAACAAAAGCACCAAAAAAUGACCUUCUUAAUCUAGAGCCCUACAUUUGUUCUGACCAUGUGACCUGGACAUAUGACCUGACCACAAAUGUAUCUGUCUCUAGGGUUAUUGUAUCUCUGGGUAAUAUUGGAUAUAACAAAUGUAAGGCCUGAAAUACUGUGGGCCAAUGGUCAGUGAAAAGUAACAGUCAGAACACAUGCUCAUGAAAAAAAGCAGACUUAAUGCUGAGGGGUAAUUCUGUAUCUUCACCAGAUCAACCACCUAAGGCAAGCAUGACUCCCUAAAUGCACAUUUAUCAUCCAAUUAUGUGAAAUAAUUUCAAAUAAAUGAAUGCACCGUUUACUCUUUUAAAAUUAUAGCCUAGACAUAACUCAUACACAGAAAUUAUGUUCAUAGAAAGACAACACUCUUGUUUGUUUGGUCAUGACUUUCAUUCAGUUAUUUACCUUUCUGCAAAGCAGAACUUCUUAAGAAAGUAGAAUAUAGCUUGUAACUGACCUCAUUGCAUACCAGACUAGUUCUUUAGUAAAGAGCAUUAUUGAUUUAACCGUGGUUAAAUACCAAUUAAGAAGAUGGCCGGGCUGGAAUGGGUUAAAACAGGUAGGAUUGUAACUGAAACACUUUUUUCUUGUUUUCUUGAAAAUACAGUAAUAGGUCGAAGGACAUAGGUUAGUUAUGCCUUAGAUACUUUCUGAUCACUUUUUUUUUUAGACCCAGUCUGAAAACUGUGGUUGAUUGAAUAUUCCAGUACAGUAGGUGGCGACGUGCGCCUUAAAAUAGUGAUGGCCAAACGAGGCUUCAUUCGCGUUAUUUCAGCAGCAGGAUAUUAUGCUGGCAGCACUCAGAUUUUCCUUAUCACAAUAAAAGCAUUCACUGAAAUGUAUAGAGCAAUAGAGUCUGCAAAUCUAGUCUGUAAUAAAGAAAAGACAAGAACAACAUUGGAACGGACAUUAAACAGAAAAUUACAGACUAUAUUGGCAGACUAUAUUGUUAACUAUAUUGCCUUAUAUAUUUCAACGAUGGCUUUUAUUUUGAAAAAUUCACAAAUGCU
This is a messenger RNA of Esox lucius (northern pike), 3231 nucleotides long. RefSeq names its product leucine-rich repeat neuronal protein 4. Lineage: Eukaryota; Metazoa; Chordata; Actinopteri; Esociformes; Esocidae. The transcript is spliced from 2 exons. The coding region runs from base 287 to 1027 and encodes 246 amino acids. The record is from RefSeq and is a predicted model, not a curated record.